AUGGCAGGCAACUCCCACCACCCCAUUCACAUCCACCCGGUGCGACCGCUCUACCGCUUCACUGCUACCGCAUUGGGCGCCAGCAUGUGGUUCUUCCUCAUGUACCGAGCCAAGAAGGAUGGUCCUGCUCUGUUGGGCUGGAAGCACCCGUGGGAUCACUGA
Messenger RNA from Penicillium macrosclerotiorum, 162 nucleotides. RefSeq lists its product as uncharacterized. The transcript is spliced from 2 exons. The coding region runs from base 1 to 162 and encodes 53 amino acids. The record is from RefSeq and is a predicted model, not a curated record. Gene Ontology annotation, cellular component: mitochondrial inner membrane. Lineage: Eukaryota; Fungi; Ascomycota; Eurotiomycetes; Eurotiales; Aspergillaceae.